Molecule: messenger RNA, 2257 nt
Organism: Phyllopteryx taeniolatus (common seadragon)
Lineage: Eukaryota; Metazoa; Chordata; Actinopteri; Syngnathiformes; Syngnathidae
Gene: timm13
Product: translocase of inner mitochondrial membrane 13 homolog (yeast)
Exons: 3
Coding region: 139-426 (95 amino acids)
Source: RefSeq, a predicted model, not a curated record
GCGACGUUGGUGAACUUCCGUUACUGUCAAGGGCACCGGCAUCUUACGUUAGCUAAACUCAGAGUUGCCCGCACGUGUAUUUCCAGGCGGCUUUUCAACGACACACCAAUAUUAAACCAGUCUUUUCCCCCCCCGGUGAUGGACAGCUUCGGUUCGGACUUCUCAGCUGGUGGGGCGGGCGGUAAAUUGGACACCGGCACGAUCAUGGAGCAGGUUAAAGUCCAAAUCGCGGUGGCCAACGCACAGGAGCUGCUGCAGAGAAUGACAGACAAAUGCUUCAAGAAGUGUAUCGGGAAACCUGGAAGUACACUGGACAACUCAGAGCAGAAAUGCAUUGCCAUGUGCAUGGACCGGUAUAUGGAUGCUUGGAAUACUGUUUCCCGAACGUAUAACUCCAGAUUACAGAAGGAAAGAGCUCGUAUGUAAAUGUCCAUCGCUUCCCGUUCUGCCUUUCUUCCCUUCUUUGACCACUGCUCACCUGCAGAAGUCGGAGGUCACGCGAUGUGCUUGGGUUCCUCAUGGCCACAACUUGUUUGGUUUCCCCCCCCCCCCUUCCCAAUACCUCCAGCAGUCUUAGCAGCCUGUGGUGCACCGCAGCCAUGACAGUGUGGACAACAUUCAAUUCAGGAACAAAGAGUUUUUGUUUUUUUUAAUGUGAUAACAAACUGAUAUUGUGGCUAAUAAGAAGUGUUACCUGGGCCCUUGUAUGUGACAAUACCUGGAAAAAGUUGUGUUCGAAUGAGUAUGUGAAUGAUGAUAAGCUAUGAUUCACUUGAAAUGUGUUCGGCGCAACUGCGUUGAGCUUGACAUCCACCUACUAUCAAACCAAUCUCCAUUGGAUUCCAGAGUCAUGUAUAUAAUACACAUUUUGAUUUCUUAAAAUAAAUAGGAAUCAGAAUACGAAUGCCAAUUCUGUUACUGAGUGCCACCAUGGGGUGUCCGUCCACCGCCACAUAUUUCUGGGCAGUACAAAACAAGUUUUAUUUGGGUAACGUUCCUUUUCGUAACUCUCAAUCUCCUCUUUUACUUUUACAGCCAUUGGAACUCAUUAGGUGGUGCAGGUGUGCCUAAUAUUGUGGCUGGUCAGUGUAUCUAAGAAAACUUGAUUAUGAGAAUGUGAUUGUUUCAUUGAACAGCCUUUGUGCUACAGUAUCAUGAACAUUCGAAAGUAUACGCUGCGGGUGUCUGUACCAAAGAAUUUCUCGUUUAAGAAGUAGUGAGGCUCGCAGAGCUCCAAACUCUGAGAACAAAACCUAGUUUUGUCCGACCGGCUUUCCAGUUGUCACAUUAUCCCCAGUGUGCCCACAGUAACCGGCUUGUUCCGGCAGGCUCUGCUAUUUGCAAUGGGCACAACCACACAAAACCUACAUGGUGAGCACGGACGUCAAAGGGAACCAAUGUCUUAUUCUACCAGAGGUUGCCUCUCACCAUAAUGGUGUGAUUUGAGGCAGAUUUGUGAAAUAAUGUACAUGGAAUUUUUUUCCACAACAAUCAAUAAAUCGUGUCAUCCAUGUCAUAAAGAGUAACAUUUACUUAGGUAAGGAACCUUGGGUAAACUGUGAUUUGCCUCACAAAUAUACGUUUCAUGCAAUUAAAUAGCAAUUUAGUCUUUGCAACUUAACAGCAAGGGACAUGCACCCACAGAUAAACCAUACUAUAUAUCCCGUAAAACCCUUAAAUCACACAAAGUGAAACAGCACAUCUAUAGAUUAAAUGAAAGAAAAGCAAUUUUAAAACAUUAUGUAUUGCACCAUCAGUAGCAGUUUGAAAGACAUACUGUAUAAUGGCAGUGGAGCAGCGUUAGUAUGUGCAUUGAACAAAGUUAAGAUUACUGUUAAGAUGAGGGAAGGGAAACUUUCCAGUGAUCGGUGGGCCAUUCUAAAUUUAUGAAAUGUUUGAUGCCAUAUUUUACCCCCCCCCUUUUUUUUUUUUUUUAAAUCCAACCUUUCCUCCUAACCUAGAGUGGCGGUGUUAUCUUUUAAAACUCCACUUGCAUAUUUAAUCGGUCACCUGUGUGUAUGCACUCACUGCUCUCAACAUUAUGUGCACCUGCACCUUAAUUUACAAAGAACAAUGUUCAGUUUUGGUUGGUGCUAUCAGAUGGAUAGUAAUUAAAACAAAUGUUUUGUAUUGCGUUUAUAGUUUGCAGUGCUGUAAACUACACUGCAGAUGUGUGCAGGUGUAUCUAAUGUCGUGUCCAGUGAGUGUAUUAAGCAGCAAUAAAUACUUGGAAUAAAUACACAAUAGUUGGCUUUCC